CAUUUAGCCCAAGGUGAUAGAGGCUAUGGAGGGAGGUAUCUGAUGCACUAACACACACUGUACUAAUUGCAGAUGCCACUAGGGCCACAUCCCAGUUCAAAAACACACAUGGACUGUCCUGGUGAAUUGGGGAAGCAAGCAGCAGCCAUUCAGCCAGCAGAAACAGAGAGAGGAAAGGAAAAAAAAGCAGAAGUUCAAAUGGAAGAGACAUCAUUUUUGAGAAACCGAUUUUGGGUCUUGAGACAUGGCAAAAGCAUUCCCAACGAGAGAGGACUCAUAGUUUCAUCUCUGGAAAAUGGCGCCCUUUCAGAGUACCAACUAGCGUCUGAAGGUGUCAAACAGGCACAAUUGGCUGGAGAGUUAUUCCUUGAGCAAUUGAAGGAAAGAAACAUACCACUAGAAAGUGUUCGCAUUUGCUACUCUCCAUUUGCAAGAACAAGUCACACUGCUAAAGUUGUUGCAUCUGUUUUGAAUCUUCCAUUUGAAGGUCCUCAAUGUAAGGUGAUGGAAGAUCUCCGAGAACGGUAUUUUGGUCCUUCAUUCGAACUAAUGUCGCAUGAUAAGUAUCCUGAGAUAUGGGCACUUGACGAGAAAGAUCCAUUCAUGCAACCGGAAGGUGGAGAAAGUGCUAAUGAUGUUGCUAACCGACUUGCAAGUGCCAUGGCAAGUAUGGAGUUGGAAUUUCAAGGAUGUGCGGUACUGAUUGUGAGCCAUGGUGAUCCUUUGCAAAUCUUGCAAACAAUACUCAGUGCAGUCAAGCAACACAAUGGAUCCACUUGUGAUGACUUAUCAUCGAUGGUUCAAGCAGUCAAAAUCCCUUCAAUCUUGUCCCAGCACCGGAAGUUUGCCUUGCUUACUGGAGAGCUUCGGCAGAUUAUAUAAAUCAACACUCUGCCAAGAAGCUAAACCUUGUGACUUUGGCAAACUAUUUUUAGUGUAGAUCCUGGAAUUAAUUUUAGCACCUGCCAAGUUGGAAAUUUGCUUGGGCAAUUGGGUAAUAUUUGUUGUCUUAUUAAUAAUCUAUGCUAUGGAAGAAGAUACGGCUUAUUGCAUUGGGAUAUUAUUUAUCAUGGUUAUUAUUUCCUGUUA
Molecule: messenger RNA, 1089 nt
Organism: Hevea brasiliensis (rubber tree)
Lineage: Eukaryota; Viridiplantae; Streptophyta; Magnoliopsida; Malpighiales; Euphorbiaceae
Product: metal-independent phosphoserine phosphatase
Exons: 6
Coding region: 73-882 (269 amino acids)
Source: RefSeq, a predicted model, not a curated record